Entrophospora sp. SA101 is the source of this 180-nucleotide messenger RNA. The record is from the annotation of a GenBank genome assembly. NCBI's taxonomy places the organism in Eukaryota, Fungi, Glomeromycota, Glomeromycetes, Entrophosporales, Entrophosporaceae.
AUGUUUAAAAUAAGAGAAUUACCAGUUGCUUGGAAAUGUGGUGGAGCAUUUUGUGUUUGUAAACUUGGUGGAAAUCAAGAAGAAGAACUUGUUCUAGAUCCAUGGAUGAGUGAUUAUUUACAUAACAUCAAAGUAACCAUACUAAAGAAAUGGCAGGAUAUAGCUGGCGAAAAUAUGUGA